GCGAGGCCUCUGCUCAGAGGAACGUUUUGGCCUGCCAAUAGUAAUAGAAGGGGGCGGUGCCAGGGUUAAGCAGGGUGGAGAUUGAGGUUCCGCUAACCUGGGAGAGGACGGGUGUAAGGGAAGCUCUGGGUAGUAACGCUAGGGGGCAAGAUGAGCGAGCGAGAGAAAGUUGGGAGUGCGCGGGCAGGGUGGCUGGCUGAGUACGGGCAGAAAGCGAGGAGGAGCCGGGGGACGAAGGGGGCGGGAGCUGGUGAGAAGUGCUGGAGACUGGCGGCACAUAAAGAGGCACGAGUGUGGCAGGGCGAGCGUGCAAAGGUAAAGCGGAGCUGCCCCCCAUGUGGACCAGAGCCUGGAAGUGGUGGGAAGAAGGGCAGAGGGAACCCUGUGUCUGUUCAGCUGUUCCCCCCUGAGUUGGUGGAACACAUUAUCUCAUUCCUCCCAGUUCGGGACAUUGUUGCUCUGGGUCAGACUUGCCGCUACUUCCGGGAAGUAUGUGAUGGUGAGGGAGUGUGGAGGAGAAUCUGUCGCAGGCUCAGCCCCCGACUCCGAGAACAGGGUGCUGGUGCUCGGCCCUGGAAAAGAGCUGCUAUCUUAAACUACACCAAAGGCCUAUACUUCCAGGCGUUUGGGGGCCGCCGCCGCUGCCUCAGUAAGAGCGUGGCCCCCCUGCUUGCCCAUGGAUACCGACGCUUCCUGCCAACCAAGGACCAUGUCUUCAUUCUUGAUUAUGCUGGGACUCUCUUCUUCCUCAAGAAUGCACUGGUGUCUUCCACUCUUGGCCAGAUCCAAUGGAAGAGGGCAUGCCGAUAUGUUGUACUGUGCCGAGGAGCCAAGGAUUUUGCCUCAGAUCCACGGAGUGACACUGUCUAUCGUAAAUACCUGUAUGUGUUGGCCACACGGGAGCAGCCAGGAGGGGUGGGGGGGCCUGGUGGAAGAGCCUGCGACUGUGUGGAGGUUUAUCUGCAGUCCAGCGGACAGCGUGUCUUCAAGAUGACAUUUCACCACUCCAUGCACUUCAAGCAGAUUGUGCUGGUUGGUCAGGAGACUCAGCGGGCUCUGUUACUGCUUACUGAAGAAGGAAAGAUUUACUCCCUGGUGGUGAAUGAAACACAGCUAGACCAGCCACGGUCAUACACAGUGCAGCUGGCACUGAGGAAAGUGUCCCGUUGUCUGCCUCAUCUCCGAGUGGCCCGCAUGGCCUCCAAUCAAAGCAGCACACUCUACAUUACGGACCAGGGGGGAGUGUAUUUUGAGGUACACACUCCUGGAGUAUAUCGUGAUCUCUUUGGGACCCUUCAUGCCUUUGAUCCUCUGGACCAACAGAUGCCACUUGCUCUCUCACUACCUGCUAAGAUACUAUUCUGUGCUCUUGGCUACAAUCAUCUUGGUCUGGUAGAUGAAUUUGGACGAAUCUUCAUGCAGGGAAACAACCGAUAUGGGCAGCUAGGGACGGGAGACAAGAUGGACCGUGGGGAACCCACUCAGAAUUUUGCCAGAAGUCGAAGUCAAGCUCACAGACCUAUGGUACAUUACCUGCAGCGCCCCAUUGCCCUCUGGUGUGGCCUGAACCAUUCCCUCGUGUUGAGCCAGAGCUCGGAUUUCAGCAAGGAGCUGUUGGGCUGUGGCUGUGGAGCUGGGGGCCGGCUCCCCGGCUGGCCCAAGGGGAGUGCCUCUUUCGUCAAGCUCCAUGUGAAGGUCCCUCUUUGUGCCUGUUCUCUUUGCUCCACAAGAGAGUGCCUCUACAUGCUCUCCAGCCAUGACAUUGAACGCCGCCCCACUUACCGUGAUCUUCCAGCCAGCAAGGCCACAGGCACUUCAGAGUCCACUGUGGGAACUGGAACAUCCCAGGAUCCUGGGGGAACAGCCCGAGCCUGUGAGGAGUAUCUGAGCCAGAUUCACAGCUGCCUCACCCUACAGGACCGGAUGGAGAAGAUGAAGGAGAUUGUGGGCUGGAUGCCUCUGCUAGCUGCACAGAAGGAUUUCUUCUGGGAAGCACUGAACAUGCUGCAGAGGGCUGCGGGGGGAGGUGGCCCAGGACCCACACCCCCUGAAAGCUAACCCCCCUUACUCCCCCAAAAGGAAGGGGAGAGACUGGCCAGGGACCAGGACAGAGGAGAGCUGAAGCGUGUACUUUAUAUAUGUGAGAGAUUUGGGGAUGGGGGAGGGAACAGGAGACACGCACUGGGACGGGACGGGGGUUGUUUUGUAAAAUGUUCUGGGGACUUCCCAGGAGGGGCCCUCAACUUGGGCAUCAUGGACAAAAGAAAUUUGACGGAUGGAUACAAUAAAAAGAAGCUGCAGCGGAGCCCUGGAUACUUGGGUCCUAGGAGGGGAGUAGGAAUGAUGGUUGCCUUGGAUACCCAUGGGAAAUAAGGGCUCAAAGAGGAGAAAGCAGGGAACCUGAGAAAAUGCUUGAAGCUUAGGAAGAAGAGCUAAGGGAAGGUAGGGGACCUGGUCAGUGGAGAUGGCCAAAGGAAGUGGCUAUUUUUUCUUCUCUCUUAACUCUCUCUUUGCCACAGCAAACCUCCCUGAGAUCUAAAUGGCAGGGAAAAUGCCAUUCCCUUGAGGUUCUAGCGCCACAUCGCAAAACACUCAUCUUCUGUUUCCCCCAUUAGAUGCUUUGUCUUCUUUUUGUCCCAGAGUCUUCUAUCUGUUCACAUUUCUUUUGAUAUCCACUUUCCCACACUCAUUCUCCCUCAGGUUUUACCUCCAUAUGCUCAGGCUGUCCUUAACUUUUUCUCAAUCUCAAACGUUAACGUGUCCUUUGCAUGGUACCUUCCUCUAAUCUUGUGCAAUCCCCUAUCUCCUAUUAUUUCUCCAAUUUGUCUGGCAGUGGUGGAACUAUUUGCCCACCCCUCCAAAUUCUCCCCUGACUUGGACUGGAAGGCCAGAUGCCUGGAACCAAAGAAUAGAAGUGGGGGCAGAGAAAAGGGGAGCAGGAACCCUGAGGAAGCAGAAUUAAGAGCUAGGUGGGAAGUGGGGGAUGAGGUCAGAUCCAGCUGUCAGUCUGGAGGCAGUCCUAAAUAGCAACUGAAUGCAUGAGUCUCCAAAGAAGAAUAUGAACUUGUGGUAAAAUUACAAGACAUUUGGAUCUUGGCCAACGGCUAGGGGUGCUUUCACUGCUUCCCUCCACCCUAAUCACUUAGGUUAAGUCAAUAUUUGUGUGUACUGGGCCUAAGAGGCCCCCAGACUUGGCU
This is a messenger RNA of Phascolarctos cinereus (koala), 3197 nucleotides long. NCBI's taxonomy places the organism in Eukaryota, Metazoa, Chordata, Mammalia, Diprotodontia, Phascolarctidae. The record is from RefSeq and is a predicted model, not a curated record.